Molecule: messenger RNA, 1200 nt
Organism: Penicillium longicatenatum
Lineage: Eukaryota; Fungi; Ascomycota; Eurotiomycetes; Eurotiales; Aspergillaceae
Product: putative endo-1,4-beta-xylanase
Exons: 5
Coding region: 1-1200 (399 amino acids)
Biological process (GO): carbohydrate metabolic process
Cellular component (GO): extracellular region
Molecular function (GO): hydrolase activity, hydrolyzing O-glycosyl compounds; cellulose binding
Source: RefSeq, a predicted model, not a curated record
AUGCUUUGUCCAUCUAUCAAGACUUUGGCCUUAGCUGCCAGUAUUCUGCCGCAGCUUGCCCAAUCAGCCGGUUUAGACACUGCUGCUGUUGCUCUCGGGAAAUUAUACUUUGGGACUGCGACCGAUAACUCGGAGCUGACAGACACUGCCUAUGAAACGCAACUGAAUAACACGCAAGACUUUGGUCAGAUCACACCUGGAAACUCUCAAAAGUGGGACGCAACCGAGCCAACGCAGAAUACCUUCACUUUUACCAAAGGCGAUGUGAUUGCCGAUCUGGCAGAGGCUAAUGGCCAGAAACUGCGAUGCCAUAACCUUGUGUGGUAUGAGCAAUUACCAAGUUGGGUUACGAGCGGCACUUGGACCAAUGCGACCCUGCUCGCUGCAAUGAAAAAUCAUAUCACAAACGUAGCCACUCACUACAAGGGUCAAUGCUAUGCUUGGGACGUUGUGAACGAAGCCCUCAACGACGACGGAACUUACCGCGACAACGUGUUCUACCAAUACAUAGGCGAGGCCUAUAUUCCCAUCGCAUUUGCAACGGCAGCAGCAGCCGACCCAGAUGCCAAACUCUACUACAAUGACUACAACAUCGAGUCUGCGGGUAGCAAAUCCACUGCCGCCCAGAACAUCGUCAAGCUAGUUCAAUCUUACGGCGCCAAGAUCGAUGGUGUAGGUUUACAAGCCCACUUUAUCGUUGGGAGCACCCCCAGUAAGAGUAGCCAGGCAAGCAACAUGGCCGCGUUCACCGCUCUGGGUGUCGAAGUCGCAAUCACGGAACUGGAUAUCCGAAUGACUCUCCCGGAGACAGAUGCACUGCUCGCUCAGCAGAAGACAGAUUACUCUAAUACCGUUGCGGCCUGUGCGGCUACUAGUGGCUGUGUGGGCAUAACGAUUUGGGAUUGGACGGAUAAGUACUCUUGGGUUCCUAGUACCUUCUCCGGCCAGGGUGGUGCUUGUCCGUGGGACGAAGAGUUUGUGAAGAAGCCUGCUUAUACGGGAAUUUUGACUGCGCUGGGUGGAACUGCGACUGGAACGGCCACGUACACUGCUAGCAGUACUACUACUAGCUCGGGUUCAAGUGCAACAGGUGUGCAGGCGUAUGGACAAUGUGGCGGUGAGAACUGGACUGGAGGAACAACUUGUGUGAGUGGGUACACGUGUACGUACUAUAAUGAUUGGUACUCGCAGUGUGUAUAA